Messenger RNA from Cylindrotheca closterium, 2316 nucleotides. The record is from the annotation of a GenBank genome assembly. Lineage: Eukaryota; Bacillariophyta; Bacillariophyceae; Bacillariales; Bacillariaceae.
AUGGAGGAAGACUUCUUGACAGUCCAAACCAAGGACGCAAAGAAGCAUCAGUGGAAGUCUCGGAAGGCCCGUAAUAGAUUCUUUCGGUUACAACAAAUGAAGCAAAGAGAGGAGGCGAGACGCCGUCGUCGCACCCAGAGCAAAGUAUCUACAGGGGGCCUUCAGGCUAUUCAAAUUGAAGAACACUUACCAGAUGGUACUACAAGUCUCUGGACCAUCACUGACCACCGCCUGGUAGAAGGGCACUCUCCAGUCUACUUGCAAGUCUCCAAGGACGAUCAUAUGUACUUCUGGUCGCGUAACCCUGAGAAUAAAGGAUCCAAACCUCAUGGACUACAUAAUGGACACUUUAAGGCGGCUAUACAGUCUCCAUCUAUAGCGUACUGUGAUGCCCUCUUCCAGAACAUUCCUCUCACCACAGGGUUUGUUCCUCUUCAAUGGCAAAACCUGAUGAAUUUUGCCAUUGAAAAGAAGCCGGGAGACUUCCGCCUAUCUAAAAUGCGCACCAUCCAGCUGAUGAAUUCCAAGGCCCAGGCAAACAAUAAGAAGGCGGGCCGUGCAGCCAUGCAAUUUGCCAAAGCGCACUCCUUGAUACCCGACGGGCAAUGCGGCUCACGCAAACGUCAUCAAGCAAUUGACCUGGCCUUGUCUAAACGAUUAGUGUGGGAUCUACUGAUCCUUCAACGCCGCGCAGCGGGGUGGAUCUCGAAUGAUGCCAAGUCCUGCUUUGACCGUGUGGUCCACUGGGUGGCCAUCGUCACAAUGUUGCGGUUUGGCUUGACAUGGCGUGUCCUAUCAUUGAUGUUCAACAUGCUCUCCUCCGCUACCCACCGCGUUCGCACAGGUUUUGGUGACUCCAAGAGAAGCUUUCGCCCUCCGUCAGCGGUGCCAUUCCAAGCUUGUGAGCAAGGGAAUGGUGCAGGACCCCCCAUUUGGAUCUUGGUGAGCUCAGUGUUAAUCACAAUGAUGGAAGCAAUGGGCUAUGAAUUUGAGUGUCUUUCGGCGUUAGAGUCACAACUAGUGACAGCCCAAUGUUUCUGUUUUGUUGACGAUACGGACGUGAUUGAAGCAGGUGACACAGUCCAUCACUCUGGGGAGGAUAUUUGCGCCUCAGUCCAGGCUGCUGCCACCUUGUGGUCGGGGGGAAUUUGGGCAACAGGUGGUGCAAUCAAUCCGGAGAAGUCCUUCUGGUGGCUUAUUGACUUUGAAUGGGAUGCUCGCAAUGGUCAGUGGAGAUUCCGUAGGAAAUGCUCCGCGGCACCGGAAUUUGACCUUAUGAUACCGGGGUUAUACGGUGACAUUGAACCCCUUCGUCGCCUUGAACCAGAUGAUUCCGAACGUACUCUGGGGGUGAUGGUGUCGCCACUGGAAAAUCACAACGCACAGGAGGCACAGUUGGUCUCUAAAGCUAUAGAGUGGGCCGAACAGCUUUGGCCUCACCUGCUACACAAGUACGACGUGCUACCACUGAUCCGGACCACGAUCAUGAAGAAGCUUGAUUAUCCUAUGGCACUCACUACCCUCAACGCUCAACAAUGGCAGGACAUUAUGUCACCGGUUCUCCAGGUGUGCUUACCUAAGUCAGGUGUUUGCUGCAACUUUCCCCGUCCGGUGGUCUUUGCCCCUUGGAUUAUGAAGGCCUUGGUGUUCCUCACCCCUUUGACAAGCAAGUGUAUAACACUUGGAGAUGAUCCUGCGCCAUAUGUCGGGGGGUACAAAGACUGGAGCCUAUAUGGACGCCAAUCUCUAGGCUCACCAACUGGGAACCGGCUUUACUUAGGAAAAAUCUAAGACAUUGGGAUGGUUGAAAAUGUAGUGACACCGGAACAGGUGUUGUUCUACGGAUUUGAAAGUAUUGGCAGUCAACCUGCGAUUACGGCCAAGAACGACUACACUGAGCAUAACAUCUUUGUUUUCAAGGCUCACUUUGGCACAACCCCCAGCGCUUUCUGCCAUCUCUGGGAAGACAUUAUGAGUUUGAAGAACGAAGACUUGGGGCUUCUCCCAUCAGACAAGAGCGAGGAGGGAAUUAAGCGAUUGCUAGGUGCAAUCCACUUCCUCUGGGAGUAUCCCAAAAAAGCCGCCUUAAUUGGAAUAAGCGAACAAAUGGUCCAACGCAAGAAGCUGUGGCAUUGGGUAAAAGUGAUUGGGCGACUAAAAGAAAAGGUGAUCAGCUGGCCGGAAGAAGAGUGCAAUAAUUGGGGAAGAACAGUCCUCUUGACUGUCGACAGCGUUGAUUUUAGGACGUACGAGAAAUUGAUCGACGACUCUCUAGAUGGGGCAUAUGGUCGAAGAGCAGCAUUUACUAUGAAUUAA